This is a messenger RNA of Schistosoma haematobium, 792 nucleotides long. RefSeq lists its product as uncharacterized. Gene Ontology annotation, biological process: proteolysis. Gene Ontology annotation, molecular function: serine-type endopeptidase activity. NCBI's taxonomy places the organism in Eukaryota, Metazoa, Platyhelminthes, Trematoda, Strigeidida, Schistosomatidae. The transcript is spliced from 3 exons. The coding region runs from base 1 to 792 and encodes 263 amino acids. The record is from RefSeq and is a predicted model, not a curated record.
AUGUUGAACCGAUGGAGAUUUCUGGUGGUGACGCUGUUCACCUACUGUCUAACAGUUGAACGUGUGUCAACAUGGUUGAUACGUAGUGGUGAACCUGUGCAACAACGCACUGAAUUCCCGUUCAUCGCAUUUUUGACCACAGAGAGAACAAUGUGUACAGGCUCAUUAGUGUCAACAAGGGCAGUGCUCACAGCUGGUCAUUGUGUUUGCUCACCGCUGCCAGUCGUUCGGGUUUCAUUUCUCACACUGAGGAAUGGCGACCAACAAGGCAUCCAUCAUCAACCGUCUGGAGUGGUGGUAGCACCAGGAUAUAUGCCCUCUUGUAUGUCGGCACGACAGAGGAGACCAAUCAAACAGACACUCAGUGGAUUCGACAUUGCAAUUGUAUCGCUCGCUCAAUUGGUCAACUUACAGACUGGAAUCAGAGUGCUCAGUCUGCCACAGCCAACGGAUAUACCGAGACCUGGAACUCCGGUUUUCAUUGUUGGUUAUGGAAGGGAUGAUAACGACCGUGAUCCACAACGUAAAAAUGGUGGAAUUUUAAAGAAAGGUCGAGCGACUAUAAUGGAAUGCCGACACGCGACCAAUGGCGAUCCUAUUUGUGUGAAAUCAGGUCAGAAUUUCGGACAGUUACCCGCUCCAGGUGACAGUGGUGGACCUCUCCUUCCAUCCCCUCAAGGUCCAGUACUCGGUGUCGUAUCACAUGGUGUCACACUGCCAAACCUUCCCGAUAUCAUUGUCGAGUAUGCCAGUGUGGCUAGAAUGUUGGAUUUUGUACGCUCCAAUAUUUGA